GGUUUCCAUGACGCUGAGCUGUGACAUGUUCCUGGAACGAUACCCCCACGAUGAACAAACAUGUUCAAUCGUACUAGGCAGCUACAGUUACAGUAGUGAGAACGUGGAAUUCAAUUGGCACUCUCAGCCCGUGAUCAUGAGGCCGGCCUUGACCUUGCCCCGAUUCAUCCUGAAUUUUGAUAAGGUCACAGGGUGCGGAUUUGAUUUCAACCAGGACAGCAUGAUUGGCGGCAACUACUCGUGUAUUCAGGCUGACUUCCAUCUGGAGCGUGAGUUCGGCUACUACAUUGUGCAGGUGUACGUGCCGUCGGUGCUGAUUGUGAGCUUGUCCUGGCUCUCAUUCUGGAUCGACAUGGAGGUGGUGCCUGCCCGCGUCUCCCUGGGGCUGCUCACCGUGCUGGCGAUGACGACACAAAGCCAGGGCGAGAAGGCUGCGCUGCCGAGGGUGUCUUAUGUCAAGGCCAUAGAUGUUUGGCUAUCAGCGUGUCUGGUGUUUGUGUUUGCGGCGCUUCUUGAGUUUGCUUACGUCAACGUUCAGAGCCGAGUCGAAAAACGUAAACGAGAUGCCCCAGGAGAACCAGACGGAGAGAGGAAUGGGGGUGGAAAGGCGGAUACGUCACUCUCUGCUGUAACAGAGCAGAUGAAGCAUGCAUUUUGA
This is a messenger RNA of Aplysia californica (California sea hare), 658 nucleotides long. RefSeq names its product glycine receptor subunit alpha-2. Gene Ontology annotation, biological process: signal transduction; nervous system process; chemical synaptic transmission. Lineage: Eukaryota; Metazoa; Mollusca; Gastropoda; Aplysiida; Aplysiidae. Gene Ontology annotation, molecular function: neurotransmitter receptor activity; extracellular ligand-gated monoatomic ion channel activity; transmembrane signaling receptor activity. Gene Ontology annotation, cellular component: neuron projection; membrane; synapse. The record is from RefSeq and is a predicted model, not a curated record.